AAGCAUUAAGUGCCAUUCAUCAAACGAACCGAGAUCGAGCACCUCAUCCAUGUUCUCCGCAGCUCCGCUUUGGCAGUCUUUAUAUACCAAGCUCCUAUCCUUCGUAAUCAUAGACAUACAGCCGCAGACAGAGAAUGGCAUCAGUGUUACCAGCAACACCAUCGACAAUUAACGUAGCGGCUUUAUGUGGGUCUCUUCGUAAAGGCUCCUACAACCGAGGCCUCAUUCGUUCCGCAAUGGAGCUAAGCAAGGGAAUCAACGGCCUGAAGAUUGAAUACAUAGACAUAGCGCCGCUGCCGAUGCUCAACACCGACUUGGAAGGCGACGGAACGUUCCCGGCGGCCGUUGAAGCUUUCCGCCAGAAGAUAAAAGAGGCCGACAGCUUUCUCUUCGCCUCACCCGAGUACAACUACUCCGUCACCGCACCGCUGAAGAAUGCAAUUGAUUGGGCCUCUAGACCACCAAAUGUCUGGGCUGAUAAAGCAGGUGCAAUUGUAAGUGCUGGAGGAGGUUUUGGCGGGGGACGAUCACAAUAUCAUCUUCGGCAGAUUGGAGUUUAUCUCGAUCUUCAUUUCAUCAACAAACCUGAGUUUUUCUUGAACGUAUUCCAAUCUCCUGCAAAGUUCGACAGUGAUGGCAACUUGAUAGAUGAAUCGGCCAAGGAGCAGUUGAAGCAAGUUCUAAUAUCCUUGCUGGCAUUUAGCGAGCGCCUCAGUCAUGAUUGCUGAAAUAGCACAUGAUUAUCAGCUGAAACAUAAUAUCUGUUUCAGUAUAUACUUUGCUGGCAUUACAAGUUAUCUGAUACUUUAUUCCAAGACCGCAAGUUGUUGGACUUGCUUUCUUAUUAGUUUUUUGUGAAAGUGAAGUUGGGAAUCAGACAUCAAUUUGAUCUCAUGAUUUGGCGACUCAUAUACUGUUUUUUUCCU
Juglans microcarpa x Juglans regia is the source of this 926-nucleotide messenger RNA. Its product is annotated as NAD(P)H:quinone oxidoreductase-like. The transcript is spliced from 3 exons. Gene Ontology annotation, molecular function: oxidoreductase activity; FMN binding. Gene Ontology annotation, cellular component: cytosol. NCBI's taxonomy places the organism in Eukaryota, Viridiplantae, Streptophyta, Magnoliopsida, Fagales, Juglandaceae. Bases 135 to 728 code for a protein of 197 amino acids. The record is from RefSeq and is a predicted model, not a curated record.